Opisthorchis viverrini is the source of this 1716-nucleotide messenger RNA. RefSeq lists its product as hypothetical. The coding region runs from base 1 to 1716 and encodes 571 amino acids. Lineage: Eukaryota; Metazoa; Platyhelminthes; Trematoda; Opisthorchiida; Opisthorchiidae. The record is from RefSeq and is a predicted model, not a curated record. The transcript has 9 exons.
AUGAACAUCAGAAGUUGCGUGCUUCAGACGUGUGCUGAUCACAGACUCAUCCCUCGUAGAACCAACUUCCGGAACAGCAAAAGUCGCUCACCGACCUGGUGCCCACCAAAGAACCAGUCCCGAAUCCAACUAGACCGUCAGUUAUCGGUGGCUUCUCAGUUAUCCGCAGCGUGGACUCCGAUCAUGCGCUUGUACGAUGCUGCCUUUCACUGCGCUUUUCAGGUCUACCAAAACCACACACACACACACCACCUUCAGAACGAGCUAUCUGUGAACAUAUCCCUUACAAUUCAAGGGAAAUCACAGGAAAUUGUGGAAAACUUUACAUACCUUGUCGGUAGUUGUAUUAGCUCUAAUGCAAAUGUGUGUGGUGAAGUCAGUUCAAGAAUCUCAAAGGCCGAAAUCACGUUUCGUCAAAACGGUGUAUCACUGGGUCUUGACGAUCGCGUGCACCAGGCUACAGUAAGGGCUGUUUUGUUGUAUGGGCGUGAGACAUGGCCUUUGUGGAACGAUGAUAUGAGACAACUUCAGGUUUUUGAGCACCGAUGCCUCAGAAGCGUGACUGGUUUUGGAUGGCGUCAGCGGAUUAGUAACAAGGGAUUGAAAAACGAGUAUUUGGUUGUCCGUGGAAAACAUCCAGCAUCAUCGACUACGAUGGCUCGGUCAUGUGCUACGCAUGCCGAAACACCGUCUACCGAGACGAAUGUUAUUCUCCGUGCUUCCUUCAAAAUGGCGCAACCAGCGAGGUGGACAGCGCAUGACUUGGCAGAAAGGCGUGAAAAAGAUCACGAAAAUAUGGGUGUUGUUGGUGUUUGUGGGGUCCCCGGGACCCCGUCUGUGCUUGGCUGGAGAAGUUGCAAGAAACGGCGGCUAAUCGAUGUCAGUGGCGUUCGUGCUGUCAGUUUCUUUCCAGAUUGUCUGAUUGAGCGAUUGAAGAGUGGUGGUCAACAUUUGACAUGGCUGAGGGGCGUGAGAGCGACUUUGAAAUGUAAUUCCGCUGCGGAUCACCUUCCGGGAUGGAGCUCACGUUAUUCUCACUGUUUUUGGUUGGAAAUGAUGCAAGAUAUGGCUGCUAAUCGAUAUCACUGGCUUACUUUUCAUGAGUUUCUGUUCAGGCGAAAUACACUCAUUUGCAAGCUAAUUUGGUUUUUCGAGCGACUCACCCGGAACCUAGCUGAAUCUCUCGUUUGUGAUAUUUCCAGGCAACUGAAUGUGCUGCAUCAGUUUCAAGUAGAUCAUAAGGUGACGGAAACUAAGGGGAACUGCGCCUGCCUGAUGAGCCCAAGAAUGGCGAAACCGGUCGUGGGCUGUCGAUGGAUUUUCAGCAACCUUAUGAGUAGAACUGACUUUUUGAAUGAGAGUAAUUCGCAAAUCGAUUUGGUUUUCACAAGAGACUCAGGUGAAUCUCUCGUUUAUGAUAUUCUACAACUGAAAGUGCUGCACACUGGCCGCCCCAUGUUUCAGUUGCAUAUUUUCAUAAAGGAAACUACUCACAAGGUUGCUGAAAACUCUCCGACAGCCCACGACCUGUUUCGCCCUUUCACUUCGGGCUCAGGAGGUAGGCGCAGUUCCCGAAUUUCCGUCAACCUUAUGAUCUACUUGAACCCAAAUAGGACUGUUUUGGAGAACAACACUCAUUUGCAAUCAAUUUGGCGAAACCGGUCGUGGGCUGUCGAAGAGUUUUCAGCAACCUUGCUGAACGUAUGGUUAAUUUGA